AUCCCGCUCUCACGACCCUCUCUGUGUUACAACUAAAGCUCUUCUCCGUUGCAAAUUCAUCAUCCCGUAGCCAGCAAACAAGAUCGACGGCGACGACGGGAUGAAGCGUCCGUUUCGUGCCCCGGCAGCGGCCGCGGUGCUCUGCUCAGCCCCGCUGCUGCUAGCUGCCGUCCUCGCCACCGACGCCACCAUAAACACCACCACGCCGUCGUCGUCCUCGCCCUGCGCCCCGGCGAUGUGCGGGGGCCUGCGCAUCGAGUACCCGUUCUGGCUCGGCGGCACGCACCCGCCAGAGUGCGGCUACCGGGCCUUCCAGGUCACGUGCGACGGCAACGGCACGGCCUUCCUCGAGAACUCAUUCUGGAAGUACCAGAUCCUGAACAUCUCUUACGACGACAGCACCUUCAGGCUCGCCAACCACGAUCUCUCCGACGGCACCUGCGACGUCGAGGUCCGCGUGAACGCCACCUCCGACCUCGGCCUCGCGCCCUUUGCCAUCAGCCGGACCAACCAGAGGCUCUACUUCCUCUACAACUGCACCGACCUCCGGGCGCGGCCGCCGCCCCGUUCGUGGGCGCCCGUGAACUGCACCAAGGGGUCCAACGUGUCCACCUUCAACUCCUUCGCGUUGCUCGCCGGCGGGUACAGGCCCGUGCCGGGGAACUGCAGGGUGUCGAUGAUGCCGGUGCUGGGGUACCCGGGGGCGGCCGGGAAGGACUACCGGCAGCUGAUGAAGGGCGGGUUUCUUCUGGACUACGCGGCCGACGACUGCGCGGCGUGCAAGGAGAGCGGUGGACGUUGCCGGAUUGACACCGACUACGAUAUCUUCCAGUGCCACUGCUCCGACGGCGUGGCCGACCUCAUCGUUUGCGGUCAGUAUCUAUUCAUCUCGUUUUUACAUCAUUUUAAAUUCCGUAGACCUGGUAAUUACUUCGGGAAUUACUUCAUAUGCCAUUAUUAUUAUUACCUGAAACGUGUUUGCAAAUGCUUGAGUGACUGCGAGCCAACGGGCAGGCUAUAUGUAUGUACAGCAUCAGCCAAGCCAUGUAGUUCAAAUCCAUGUUAAAAAACAAAUUUUGCAUCAGUUGAUUUCUAAUUUCUUGGACAAUGUGUUGUGGAGGUCCGAGGCCGACAUGGGGCGACACGCCCAGCCAGGGGCGGAUCCAGCAGGGUGUAGGGUCACCCUAACAUCUUGGCUAGCAGUGGCGGAGCUAGACGAAAACCUU
Messenger RNA from Triticum urartu, 1226 nucleotides. The record is from RefSeq and is a predicted model, not a curated record. NCBI's taxonomy places the organism in Eukaryota, Viridiplantae, Streptophyta, Magnoliopsida, Poales, Poaceae.